AUGGAAGUCGACACUGUCGUCGACGUGACGUGUUCGUCGUCAUCAACUGUCUUGAGCAGAUUGUCUAUCGCUAAUAACACGAAUUUACUGCGAAUGACGUCCCUUCCGCCGAGUUGCCAAGACCGUUGCUCGCCGGACUCAUCCCGUCACGUGUUUGCGACAUCUAUCCCGGCUUCCGAGAAGCUCGCCUUAAGCGUUUUCCCCGCUAUCAAUGGCAGUGACGCUCGUGGCGCUGGCGGCGAUUCGGGAAGGCAACAGUGCGACUUCAGCAGUAGUGUUGAUGAAAAGGCAGCAGCGGCCUCAGUCGAAAAGAAACCACAUCCCUUGUUCAGAUGCCACUUGUGUUCGUAUUCCGGAAACAGCAAGUACCAUUUCAAGAACCACUUGGACUCGCAUUUCCAGGCCAGGCAUUUGCAACACGCCCAGUUGCAAUUCCUCCACGCCACCAGCGCAUUCCUACAAACCAAAUCGGCAACGGAUGUAGAAAUGGACGACGAAGACACCGAGGACCGCAUUAUUCAGCCAGCAUCAUCGUCUUCGUCGGCGUCUGUUUCUCCAUCUCCCACCGGAACUACAACUCUCGCUUCUACCACUCCAGUUAGUCUGAGACAGAUGUCGCUGUUACACUGUGAAAAGUCGCCGGAGCGAGAUGCGCAGCUCGUCUCGACGGUACCGCCACCAGCAGCUGACAGCCAAGAGCCCUCUGAGGAAUUGGACAAGACCAACCUGAGCAGCGACGAGGGCAGCUCCAAAGACACCAGCACCACCGGAACCACCACCACAGGCACCAACACCAACAGCAACAGCAACAACAAGUCCCGCCUCAAGUGCAAACAGUGCGGGUUUGUGGCCACGGAUAAGCAGGAGCUGUGGGCGCAUUCCAGAGCCGAGCACAUCAAGGCCGAGAGGGCGCUCAAAUGCCCCAAGUGUCCAUUCGUGACCGAGUACAAGCACCACCUGGAGUACCACGUGAGGAACCAUUUUGGGAGCAAGCCGUUUCGGUGCGACCAGUGCGCUUAUGCCUGCGUCAACAAGUCCAUGCUCAAUUCCCACAUGAAAAGUCAUUCCACUGUCUAUCAGUACAGAUGUGCAGACUGCUCAUAUGCCACCAAGUAUUGCCACAGUCUGAAGCUGCACCUGCGGAAAUACAACCACAAUCCAGAUGUUGUGCUGAAUGCAGAUGGAACCCCCAACCCUUUGCCCAUUAUUGAUGUUUAUGGAACCAGAAGGGGUCCAAAGGCCAAGAAGCAACCAAAGAAAGAGCCUGCAACUUCAUUUUUGCCUCUGCUGGGUGGACUCCCAAUGGUUGGUAACCCUGGUGGGCAGAACCUGCAGCAGCAACAGCAUCAACCACAACAUCCGUGGGCCACCAUGCAACAGACUAUUGCAAAAAUAGUCAUUGCCAGUUCUGCAAUAAAGGGGUUUCCUGGAAAUCAAGUUCCCUGGCCUUUGGGCAAUCUGUUGCAGUCUCCUUUGCCAGCCACAGGAAUGAAUUCUUCAGCUUUGCCAUGGAACAAGCAGCCAACUGAUUCAGUGCCUUCUCCUUUGGACCUGAGCAGCAAUUUUGUGUAA
Molecule: messenger RNA, 1572 nt
Organism: Notodromas monacha
Lineage: Eukaryota; Metazoa; Arthropoda; Ostracoda; Podocopida; Cyprididae
Source: the annotation of a GenBank genome assembly